Molecule: messenger RNA, 1410 nt
Organism: Durusdinium trenchii
Lineage: Eukaryota; Dinophyceae; Suessiales; Symbiodiniaceae
Source: the annotation of a GenBank genome assembly
AGUUCUGGCUGGUCGAAGCGGGAACUGUGCCCGUGUGUGGCUGCCGGCAGAUGACAUGGAGAUCACCGUGGUCACGGCUUCCAAUGUCCCACCCAAGCCAAUCAUUGCUGUACAUGCUGGUGGCGUUCGGCGCCAGAUGAAACUCGAGGUAAACCAUCCAUUCGUGCUACCAAAAUCUGGAGCAUUGGUGGAGGUCUCCGUUUUCCAACAGCUGGCAAGCCAGCUGCUGCCAGAGGAUGGCAAGCAAGAGUCCAAGUGUACCAUACCUGUUCGAACACCGGACGGGACUGCAACGCAAGUGCAGCUCGAAAUUAGACGAGAUGCAGCCCUGCAGGACAAGCCAAAAGAUGGCCAGUCAAUUCAGGAUUAUUUAGAGACACACAAAGUUCAGCAACGGAUCCAGCAUCUUAUACAGGAAGUGUUGCGAGAAGCGCCCGAAGAUCCUUACAAGUUCAUGCUUCAGCAGCUUCGAGAGAUCCAGGCAACAACGCCAAAGAGAGGCUCUCGCCCGCAGGAAGUGCUUUUGCCUCAACCUCCGGACAAGCCAAAGCCACCAGGUUCACGGCCUGCCCCAGCUCCAGGCCGCUCCAUCGUGACACCAAAGGUGCAGGUGGACAAGUCCGCCUGGAAAGCCAGCAGGCAUGUUCUCCGCUCAGUUCUGGAGAGUCCGCGAUGUCGGAAAGUCGGUGAAGAGUCAGUUGUCCACGGAGUAUGCCACAAAGCAGCGCAAGGGAUGACAAAGUGCAUCAUGGACUUGGCAUGUCUACAAGUGGUAAACGAGGUAUCUGGAAGGAAUGAAGUCCGAGCAGUGGCUUCAACUGUUGUGAAAGCCACGUUGGCUUCCGCCUCCCGCAUGAUCUACUUGCAGAAAAGUGGCAUCCUGGCAAAGUUGGCGAUUCGCUUAGCCUUGGUUGGCGCUAUCGACCGGUUAGGCUCAGAUGAAUAUCCUGGCUGCGUGGACCAGUACCACCCAGACGACCUGGCAGCUGUGACAGCAGCAUCUUUUUGGGAGGAAUGGUCCUUGAGCCCAGCUGGGUGGUAGUCCCUUCGAAACUUCGUUGCGCAAUGCAGCUGGAGGUUGGCGGGAAUGGAAGCAGGCGAAAAGGACAUUGCGAAUGGCCACUGAAUGUUUGAAAGGGUGACCAGCUGAGCCGACCAAUCAAAGCUCCACUUGAGUACAAGAUGAAGGGUUCACAUUUUCUAAUGUCCUGUUACAAGCCAGGAUACUCUCACUACACCACAGACCAUUGGACGAUUUUGGUGCAGUAGUUGAGGUGUUCCUGAUCUGGCUUCCUCUCUUCCUCAAAGAGGAGGAUAGCUCAACUGAGUUGUUUUACGAUGUAGCCAAUCGAGCUCGUCGUCUGUAGAAUAGCCGCCAAAGCAACGGAGCAAUUGAGCGAUUCCACGGGC